UUGUGCUCCCUCUCUUGCUUGGCUGGACAGCCGGCACAAGUGUCAGAAUUUGUGCCUUAUGGACCGGUGGCUUCUAAAGGAUUUUAAGAAUGGCGCGGAGAAAGAAUUCUGAGUCCAUAGGAAAUGAUAGUGAAUUUAGGGAUAACUACAUUGAGGAGCCCGACUUCAGUGACCCGGAGGAUUUUGAAGAUGACAUAGACAAUGAAGAACUUCUGGGAGAUGUGCUCCAUCUCAAGCCGAAGGAGACAGGGGGAUUUGACUCCAUCAUUGUGGUGGAUGGAAUUCCACGGGUGGCCAAAGAGGAGAAAAAAGCGGGCUCGGAUGAGAAAACUCGGCUAGAAAAGCUCCAGAACAUCGUCAGGAAAAUAUACACCAACUACGGCACCAUCACCAACGAGUUCUGGCCCAUCGACUCGGACAACAAGACAAAGGGGUACGUCUUCUUCGAGUACAAGCGGCCAGAGCAGGCGGCUGAGGCGGUGCAGGCUACCAAUGGUCACAAGCUGGACAAGGCUCACACAUUCGUCGUCAAUCUCUUCACCGACUUCGAGAAGUACGAGGGCAUCCCCGAGGACUGGCAGCCGCCAGAGCCGCUGCCCUACCCGGACCUGGGCAACCUGCAGUACUUCCUGGAGGAACCGGAGUGCUUCAACCAGUACUCGAUCCUGUCGGAGGCGGGCUUUUCGGCCGCCAUCUACUCCAACUCGCAGCCGGACCCGACGCUGAUCGAGGAGCGCAAGAAAUGGACGGAGAAGUACCUCAAGUGGUCGCCGCUGGGCACGUACCUAGCCACGCUGCACGCCCGGGGGGUGGCGCUGUGGGUGGGCGAGAAGUUCGACCAGUUCAAGCGCUUCCUGCACCCCGGCGUCGAGUUCAUCGACUUCUCGCCGUGCGAAAAGUACCUGGUGACGUUCUCGCCGAUGGCGGAGAGCCACGGCCCGCCAGGCGCCCACGCCAUCAUCGUGUGGGAGGUGCUCACCGGCCUGGAGAAGCGCUCGUUCUCGGCCGACCGCUCCGCCACCGUCUGGCCGGCGCUCAGGUGGAGCCACAACGACAAGUACUUCGCCCGGCUGCAGCGCGUCGACCGCAAGGACGGCCCCGUCGAGACCAUCAGCAUCUACGAGACGCCGUCGUGCGGCCUGCUGGACAAGAAGUCGCUGGAGGUGCCGGGCGUGCGCGACUUCAGCUGGUCGCCGUCCGACACCAUCAUCUCCUACUGGGUCGGCGAGGUGAACUACGGAGAGACGCCGGCCAGGGUCACCCUGCUCAAGAUUCCCAGUCGCGAGGUGAUCCGCACCAAGAACCUGUUCUCCGUGAUCGACCUCAAGAUGCACUGGCAGAGCUCGGGCGAGCACCUGUGCGUCAAGGUGGACCGCUACAACCGCGCCAAGAAGGAGAAGGACGACACCAUCAAAUACGUGGGCGUGCACUACAACUUCGAGAUCUUCCACCUGCGGGAGAAGAACGUGCCGGUCGACUCGAUGGAGAUCAAGGACAAGAUCAUGGCGUUCGCCUGGGAGCCGGUGGGCUCCAAGUUCGCCAUCGUCACCGCCGUCGGCAACUCGUUCAACGUCUGCUUCUACUGCGUCAAGAGCGGCACGGAGCCGGCACUGCUGAAGACGCUGGAGAAGAAGGCUUGCAACCACCUUUGGUCGCCGCGCGGGCAGCACGUGAUCCUGGCCGGCCUGCUCAACAUGAACGGCGUGUUCGAGUUCGUCGACACCAACGACUUCACGGUGAUGGGCUCCGGCGAGCACUUCAUGUGCACGGACGUCGAGUGGGACCCGACCGGGCGGUACGUCUUCACGGCCGUCUCCUGGUGGGGCCACAAGGUGGACAACGGCUUCUGGCUGUGGACGUUCCAGGGCCGCGUCACGCACCGUCACAACGUGGACCGGCUGUGUAACGUGCAGUGGCGGCCGCGGCCCAAGUCGCUGCUCUCGGAGCGCCAGAUCAAGAACAUCAAGAAGAACCUGCAGAAGUAUGGCGCUCAGUUCGACAUCAAGGACAAGAUGCGCGCUAGCCGCGCGUCUAAGGAGCUGAUCGAAGGACGCCAGAAGCUGGUGAAGGAGUUCACCGAGUACCGCGCCCAGUGCAUCGAGGAGUGGAAGAAGCAGAAGCCGCGCCGGCUGGAGCUACGCGGCGGCGUCGACACCGACUCGCUGCAGUCGAGCGGGGGCGACAUGGAAGAAGAAAGUGUGGAACUGAUCGUCAAGAAGGAAGUUACCAUCAUCACUUAGCCCGCAGUGGUGCCGUCGCGUCGUGCCGCCCGCCCCUUCGCGCUCUCGCCCCGGUGACGGUGCCCGGGUGACGGGCUUUCGCGUCGCGUCGCGUCGCUUCCGUGGGGCGAGCCACCGGCGCCGGCCGCCGCCGCCGCCGGCGCCGCCGCCCUGGUGAUGGGAGAAUUCUCGGUGGGCUGCCCUAGAGCUAAUAAAAUGCUUUUCC
Messenger RNA from Pollicipes pollicipes, 2445 nucleotides. RefSeq names its product eukaryotic translation initiation factor 3 subunit B-like. Gene Ontology annotation, biological process: translational initiation. The record is from RefSeq and is a predicted model, not a curated record. Gene Ontology annotation, molecular function: RNA binding; translation initiation factor binding; translation initiation factor activity. Gene Ontology annotation, cellular component: eukaryotic translation initiation factor 3 complex. Lineage: Eukaryota; Metazoa; Arthropoda; Thecostraca; Pollicipedomorpha; Pollicipedidae.